AUGGGCUACUACAAACUCUUCGCAGAAAGCCAAUCCGCCGACCCCGCGCAACUCUUGGCCCACCCCGGGUCCACCAGCGCCGAACAAGUUCCCACGAACCCAACCAACCGCGGUUCCACCAGCGCAGAUCAAGUCCCGACAUAUUACCAGUUCAUGUUGGAAUCCGACGAGGCGACAUCACAAUCAAGCCGUUGA
Puccinia triticina is the source of this 195-nucleotide messenger RNA. RefSeq lists its product as uncharacterized. The coding region runs from base 1 to 195 and encodes 64 amino acids. The transcript has a single exon. The record is from RefSeq and is a predicted model, not a curated record. NCBI's taxonomy places the organism in Eukaryota, Fungi, Basidiomycota, Pucciniomycetes, Pucciniales, Pucciniaceae.